UACGAGUCAGAGUGGCCGGCCGGGAAGGGAGGAGGUCCCUGGACACCCCCAACCCCACCCCCGCGCGUAGCCAGCCUUUUCUCGCACCCCUGGUUCUGUGCGCUCCAGUUUCCUGGCUUUCCCUUACCCGGCUCCUAAUUCUUAAUUGCUCAGUGGGAGUGCCUCUCAUCUAACAGGGAAGAGGGGAGUUCUUUCAACCCCACCGUCCCAGCACACAGGAACAACACUGACCACAGGCCCUUAAAGAGUUCGUGGGAAUCAGGCUCCCUGGUUUUCGAAGAGCCUAGAACACCUGCUAGCUCCCCUACAGGAAUGAAUUUACAGCCUGCAACCUAGGUCUGCGAUUUCAGCAGUUCCAGGAGGAACCGGAAACCCCUCCAGCCCUGGCAUUCCCUGGUGGAAACUGCAUCUGCUAUUUCUAAGUAGAGAAAAUGACCCAAGGUCUUUCGCCAUCUCCCCAGCAUCCUCUUCUAUAGCCAUGAUACUAGAGGUACAUCCCAGGAAUAACAUGGGCCAGCCAUGGAUGAAGUCACCUUCAAAAGUGACACUGUGCUGUCUGAUGUCCACCUGUACACCCCCAACCAGAGACACCUCAUGGUGCGGCUGAAUGGCAUGGGGCAGCCAGUCUUCCUGUCCCAGUUCAAGCUCCUGUGGAGUCGGGACUCUUGGACAGACUCAGGGCCUGAGGACAAUGGUCCCAGAGAUGUCUCCACACAGGAGACAUCUCCUGCUGGGUCAGGAAGUGGCCACAGUCAUGAGGAUUUGUCCCUCCAGGCUGGGGAUGACAUCGCCAUCCAAGAAGGGUUGAGUGUUCCCCUGGACGAGGAUGGGGAUCUGGAUGUGGUGCGAAGACCACGGGCUGCUUCUGAUCCCGACCAGGCAGAGCCUGCAAGAGACAAGGUACAUCCUAUGAUUCUAGCUCAGGAGGAAGAUGACUUCGUGGGAGAUGGAGCACAAGAGAGCUGCCCCCAUAGCAUCAUCAAAAUCGAGCAUACCAUGGCCACACCCCUGGAGGAUGUAGGCAAGCAGGUGUGGCGGGGCGCCCUGUUCCUGGCCGACUAUAUCCUGUUCCGAAGGGACCUCUUCCAGGGAUGCACUGCACUGGAGCUUGGGGCGGGCACGGGACUUGCCAGCAUCGUGGCGGCCACCAUGGCACACACCGUUUAUUGUACAGAUGUCGGCACCGACCUCCUGGCCAUGUGCCAACGAAAUGUUGCCCUCAACAGUCAUCUGACUGCCACUGGAGAUGGUGUGAUUAAGGUCAAGGAGCUGGACUGGCUGAAAGACAACCUCUGUACAGAUCCCAAAGUUCCCUUCAGCUGGUCGGAGGAGGACAUCAGUGACUUGUACGAUCACACCACUGUGCUGUUUGCAGCUGAAGUGUUCUACGAUGAUGACUUAACCGACGCCCUGUUUAACACGCUCUCCCGACUCGUCCACAGACUGAAAAAUGCCUGCACCGCCAUCCUGUCAGUGGAGAAAAGGUUCAACUUCACACUGAGACACUUGGACGUCACAUGUGAAGCCUACGAUCACUUCCGUGCCUCCCUGGACUCCCUGGAGAAGCUGGCUGAUGGCAGACUGCGCUUCAUGGUGGAGCCUGUGGAAGCCUCCUUCCCGCAGCUGCUCAUCUACGAGCGCAUCCGGCAGCUGGAGCUCUGGAAGAUCAGAGUGGAACCAGCAGCAUGAGCCACCUCCGAAAGGCGUGACCUCUGGACUGUCACUUAAUAUGCUUCCAAUAAAAACAAACCCUUGUGUACUGA
This is a messenger RNA of Microtus ochrogaster (prairie vole), 1763 nucleotides long. It is a transcript of the gene Mettl22, whose product is annotated as methyltransferase 22, Kin17 lysine. Lineage: Eukaryota; Metazoa; Chordata; Mammalia; Rodentia; Cricetidae. Gene Ontology annotation, biological process: protein methylation. Gene Ontology annotation, molecular function: protein methyltransferase activity. Gene Ontology annotation, cellular component: nucleus. The record is from RefSeq and is a predicted model, not a curated record.